AUGCAACAUGUACAAGUUCACAGAAGAGAGAAAGUUUAUGAAUGUAAAGAAUGUGGGAAAGGCUUCAGGUGGCGCUCAAACCUCACUCGACAUAUGCGAUUCCACACUGGGGAGAGGCCCUAUCAAUGUAAGGAGUGUGGGAAAUCCUUUAGAACAACCUCAGCCUUCAGUUCCCAUAGAAUGAUCCACAGUGGGGAGAGGCCUUAUGAAUGUAAGGAGUGUGGAAAAGCCUUUAGGUCGGAAUCAGCUCUCAGUGUACAUGUACAAACUCACAGUGGAGAGAGGCCCUAUGGAUGUAAGGAGUGUGGGAAAACCUUUAAGUUUUCUUCAUACCUCAGUAAACAUCUACGAGGUCACAAUGGAGAGAUGUGCUAUAAAUGUAAGGACUGUGGGAAAGUCUUCAAGCAGGUCGCUUAUCUCACUAAACAUAGAAGAAUGCAUAGUGGAGUGAAACCCUGUGAAUGUACGGAGUGUGGGAAAGCUUUUACAAAAACCUCAGUCCUCCUUGUACAUAGAAGAAUUCAUACUGGUGAGAGGCCCUAUAAAUGUAAACAGUGUGGAAAAGGCUUUAAAAUAACCUCAGCCCUCAGUAUACAUAGAAGAAUUCACAGUGGAGAGAGGCCCUAUGAAUGUAAGGAGUGUGGGAAAGUCUUCAGUCAGGUCGCCUAUCUCACUAGACACAGAAGGAUCCAUAGUGGAGAGAAGCCUUAUAAAUGUAAAGAGUGUGGGAAAGCCUUUAGACUAGCCUCAGCUCUAAUGACACAUAGAAGAAUUCACAGUGGAGAGAGGCCCUAUGAAUGUAAGGAGUGUGGGAAAGUCUUCAGGCAGGUCUGUAAUCUCACUAGACAUAGAAGGAUCCAUAGUGGAGAGAAGCCCUAUGAAUGUGAGCAGUGUGGGAAAUCCUUUAGAGACACCACAGGCCUCACUGUACAUAGAAGAAUUCAUACUGGUGAGAGGCCUUAUAAAUGUAAGGAGUGUGGGAAAUCCUUUAGACUAGCGUCAGGUCUCAGAACACAUAGAAGAAUUCACAGUGGAGAGAGGCCCUAUGAAUGUAAGGAGUGUGGGAAAACCUUUAGGGAUUCCUCAUACCAUCGUAGACAUAUGAAAACUCACAGUUGA
Chrysochloris asiatica (Cape golden mole) is the source of this 1119-nucleotide messenger RNA. RefSeq names its product zinc finger protein 761-like. Gene Ontology annotation, molecular function: DNA-binding transcription factor activity, RNA polymerase II-specific; RNA polymerase II cis-regulatory region sequence-specific DNA binding. Lineage: Eukaryota; Metazoa; Chordata; Mammalia; Afrosoricida; Chrysochloridae. The record is from RefSeq and is a predicted model, not a curated record. The transcript has 2 exons. Gene Ontology annotation, biological process: regulation of transcription by RNA polymerase II. The coding region runs from base 1 to 1119 and encodes 372 amino acids.